AUGAAGGAAAUAACGUAUCAGGUCGAGGGACGGAAUGUGCUGCGCAACGAUGCUCGCUGUAAACUUCGUGCCCCGGUGGCCGAUUUGAUAGCCAUGGUGUUCAACGAGAACUUUUUGAAGGAGCGCAUGCUGGAAUUUCACAUCGACGCCGAGAAAAUUACGGGCACCGGCAACCUGAUGCGCCGCAUUGAACGAGCAUACGAGGCGUUGGACAGAAUUCGGGAUGCGGCCACCCAAGCAAAGACCGACGAGCGAUUGGCAAGAUUGGAGAGAAGCACGAUCGCGUUUUACGAACUAAUCCCGCAUCACGAACGGGCGCCUCUCGACACCGAGGAGCUGAUCGAUAAAAAAAUUGAGCAACUCGGCGAGCUGAUCGAGUUGGCCGAAAUCGAGCAGAUGAUGGAUAAACACGGCAGCAAGGAACCACGGCAUAUUCUAGACCAACUCUACGACCAUAUCAAGUGUGAUAUUGUGCCACUCCAACGGGAGGAGGAUGAUUUCAAGAUGAUCGAGCGCUACAUUUUGGAGUCGGGCAACUCGCAGUAUGGCGACUUCAGAUGUUAUGAUGUUGCGGCGGCAUUCUCGCUUCGACGCGGCGGCGAAGAUGCGGCGUUCCGGAAAGAUUUGCCUAACCGAACAUUACUCUGGCACGGCUCGAACGUCGUCAACUACUGCGGAAUCUUCACACAAGGCCUCAGGAUUGCUCCCAAGGAAGCGGCGUACAUCACCGGUCAAGCCUAUGGCCGCGGCCUCUACUUCUCUGACAACUUCAACGUGUCGAUGGGCUAUUGCCGGGUGAAAGCGGAUGAGGAGCCGCUGAUUUUGUUGUGCGAGGUGGCGCUGGGAAAGAGCCGGAACUUCCACACUGGCGGCGGCUACCACUCGGAUUCCGGAAAGUCAUCAUGGAAUUCGACGUUUGUGGGUUUCGGCGACAAGCAUACAAUCGAGGAUCCUGCGAGCUUUGUGCCCCAUCCCGAUGGAUACGGCGUUCCGCUGAGCCCCCACGUCGACCGCACUUCAACGACAGAAAAGCCGCUGCGCCAGAAUUUUUACGUCGUGCCCAAGACGGACCAGGCCCGUCUCCGCUUCAUCAUUCGGCUGCGGUUGAAGCCCGGCGCCAAUGUCCCCAGCACGCGCCAC
Molecule: messenger RNA, 1140 nt
Organism: Mesorhabditis spiculigera
Lineage: Eukaryota; Metazoa; Nematoda; Chromadorea; Rhabditida; Rhabditidae
Source: the annotation of a GenBank genome assembly